Molecule: messenger RNA, 4305 nt
Organism: Phytophthora sojae
Lineage: Eukaryota; Oomycota; Peronosporomycetes; Peronosporales; Peronosporaceae
Exons: 3
Coding region: 1-4305 (1434 amino acids)
Molecular function (GO): protein binding
Source: RefSeq, a predicted model, not a curated record
AUGUCGGCUUCCAGCAGCGAUUCGGCGAUCAAAGCGCCCACCGCAGUGGUCGAUGAGGCUGCCUUUAUCCUCCGAAAGCGGCGCUGCGCCAAGACCUUUGAAGAAAUGAUCGCUGUCCGACUGAAGCCGCAUAAUGGUACAGAUGACGCGAAGCCCAGCACUAAAGCUACUGUUGAAGCAGUUCAUGCGGAUCAAAGUACGCAGUCUCCGCAGAUCGACGAGGGCAUUAGCAAGCUGCUGGAGCACGGCAUCAUCCAGUCCGUGCUGGCUCUUAGCGCAAGUUCUGACCCCGCUACUGAGGCGCACUGCUGUCGAGCGCUGUACUAUUUGUCUCGAGUUCGUGCCGCUCGCAAGUCCAUGAUCACUCAAGGCGUGGUCGCCAGUCUCAAGCAGCUUUCCCGAGCCACGUCGCCAGUUUCCCGACAAGACAUGGCAGCAACUUUGUGUCAUUUAUCUGAAGAGGAAAAUGCUGUCGAGGCGCUGUUCGUGGAGGGCAUUGACCGCUCACUCUUGCGGCUCAUGACGUCGCCUAGUUGGGAGACCAAGCGGAUCUGUGCUGCCACCGUAUUCAAUUUGUCUGCUGAUGCACGGCACAUCAAGCACUUCCGUGAAGUAUUUUCUCAGCUGUUGGUUGCUGUGGCCAAAGCUAACGGAGGGAUCGGCGGCAGCAGUCUGCUAAACACCUCGUCCUCUGCGGAGCUCAACUCGUCGUCGGCCUAUUUGAUCAAGGCGAUCUACAAUGCGUCUCUGGUCUCAAAGUUCCACAGCGCGUUGCUCGGAGAGAAUAUUCCCCGCUUCCUGGCGACGCAUUUACCGCUGGUGCCUCCUGCUAUUCAAGGCUGGGCGCUGCGAGCGUUUGUAUCGAUAUGUGAAGUGCGCGCUAACCGUCAGAUCCUGCUGUCGUCUCCUUUCUGCGAGUUACUGGAGACCAUGUUGCUCUCGCCAAACGAGGAGAUCCAGGAGAUCACACUGCUGAUACUUCUCCAAUUAUCCAUGGACGAGGGGAGCCGUAUCAAGAUCUGCAACUGGCUGCCGAUCGGCUCGCUGAACAGUCUGGUGUAUCUGCACUCGUGUAUCCUGCGGAAUCUCUGCGACAGCGUGUUGACCCACCACGAGCUCAUUCAAGAGGGCACUGUUCCCGCGUUACUGGAAAUGAGCCGGAUGCCGGAAUCGACCGUGAAAGUUAACGCCAUCUGCUCCCUUUGUUACCUGACCUCGAGCUCUACAGAGGAGGUAGCGGUUCAUAUCCCCGAGCUCACCGAGCUACUCUUGACUCUGACGCAGUCAACGAACGCGCAAGACUGCAUCUUCGCAGUGGAAGCUCUGUACAACAUCUCGUGCUGUGACGACUGUGUUCCUCUCCUCUGCAAGUCGGGGGCAUUGCUGGACCGACUGCUACAACUUGCCACCGAUCCUAUACACAAGAAGGUGGCCGAGUUGGUCGCUGCUAUCGUCUACAGAUUGGCAGGAGUCGUCAGCUGUGCGCCUCAGCUGCUGAGGCGAGGAUUCCUUUCGGAGCUCGUGCAACUAAUUCGUCAGUACCCGACCUGUCGAGCCUACGCUCUGAACGCGCUGUUCCUGCUGGCGAGAAAUGGGGGAGAAGAUUUCCCACACGGCGGUGAUGAGAUCGCAGAACUCGUGCUCGCCCUGCUAAGCAAUGGCAACGAGCUUGAAAUUGCUGCCAAAAUGUGGAUGAAGCCAGCGAUUCCUGCGCGAUUCGUGAAGUGCAAGACAAACCUCGACAUUUCACAGGGCGACCCAGCAACAAUACGCAGUGGAGUCACGCUGCUCGCCCACCUUGCGCACCACCCGAAGAAUCGGGGGGCUCUUGUGCGUAAUGGAGCCGUGUUUCGCUUCCUAAAGAAGUUGAACAGAUUGCAGUCGAAGACCAAAUCCAAGUCGGGCGAUGACGACACGAUCCUGACGAACUGCGCGUUUGUAUAUUACUGCCUGACAGCCACGCAGGAAGGGUGCGAGUUUCUCGUAAAGGAGCGAGGAGUGGAAGACUUGAUCAACCUCUCGAGGAUUCGGAUCAAACACACGGGGACAAAAGCUGAGAGUAGCGACGGCAAAGUGGCUUACUCCAUGAAGGAGCUCUGCACUCUGGCUCUGUGCCGCUUGUCCUCGUUUGCCGGUCUGGAGUCACGACUCAUUGAGCAGGGGGCUAUCCAGGCAGUGAUGGUCUUGGCGCUUGUGGCGACGGAUAGCAAUACGAUCAAGGCACUGAGUAUCAUGACGCUCGCAAAUUGUCUUGUGGACGUCACCCCUCACUGCUUGCAGUCCCUCGUGGGGCACGGGAUCAUCUGGGCCCUCUCUUCAUUGUGUACAGUCGAGCAUCCCGAAGUGAGCUACGUGUGUGCGGUAUCUCUGUGUAAUUUGUCAGCUCACGCCAACAAAAUUCCCAAGUUCCUGGAUGCAGGGGCCCCUCGUGCGCUUAUUCACCUACUGUCCCACAGUGGCGGGGCGGACGCUGCCGAAGACGCGGCGAUUGUGCUCGUGACAGUCAAGACGAUCGCAAAUCUCGUGGCCAACGAGAAACUGUGCCAGGCGUUCCUCAACGAAGGACUCGAGAAACACUUGAGCGUGCAUUUCUCGUCGCCCGAGAGCAGUGAAGAGCUCCGACAGCUAGCUGCGAUGGUCCUCCUGCGAGUCACCAGUGCCAAUGGCGCCCUGAUAUCGCCGGAUCGACUCAAACUCACCAUGUUGCUGUGGAUGGAGCAGAUCAUCGACAUGAAAGAUGAAGACCUCGUGCGCAACUGUAUGCUAACGGUGCACGAUCUAACUAGCAACUCGUCGCUGGACGUGGUCGAGCUGGAUGUGCCUCAUGUGUUGCGGAUACUGGUCCAGGUGCUGCAGCGCCACCACACGCGCAACUCGCAGAUCGUGACGCUGUGUUUGUCAGUGCUGUACAACUUGUCCUGUCAGCUACCAGCCUUACCGAUGAUUAUACAGUCUGAAAUCAUGCCGUUCUUACGGCAGCAAGUCCCCAUGACCGAGACAACACUGGCAGCGCAGCGACGCAAGGGGAGUACGGGCUCUACGAGUUCAACGCACCCUCCACCGCUGUCAUCCGGGACGACUUCAGCCAACGUCCAGUUAUGCUGUCUUGUGCUGCAUAACCUAAGUUGCUGUCGUGCAGCCGACGAUGCAAAUGUCCUCGCAGCUCUGGUGUCCUGCCACGCAGUUGCUACGCUGCAUGACAUCUACUACGGCCCGUUCAACGGUCUGAAAGAACCGGCUGCGGUGGCGAUCUGCAACAUUGCAGUCGGCAAAGUGAACUCCACUCGCGUUCUCGAAGACCACGCUGGUCGUGUGUUGCUGCACUUUAUCCGCAGUGAGCACUUCCUCCCAAAGCACUAUCGCUUGGUGGCCGCAACAUUGAGGAAGCUGAGUAACGCACCUGGAAACCAGGCGUGCCUGCUCAACGCUCGAAUUGCCAACGCGAUGGUCUUUAUACUGACUCUACCGGACAUGGACAGCGAAGCGAACUCCAAUAUUCUGGCUGCGUUACGCCAAUUUUCCAGUUGCAAAGCGCAUCUCGCGCGUCUUCUGAACGACGGAGUGCUGCCGUGUGUCGUGAAACUUGCCGAUUCGCCCACCGCAACAGCUCAAAUGGUGAACUACUGCUUCGAACUCAUCUCGAAUCUCUGUAGUAUUGACUUUCAAGAGUACCUGAAGGACUGUCCGGAGAUUAACGUCAUCGGUACAUUAGCGAAGCUUUCGGACCACCACAAGCAGAGUCACCAUCACUCUCAUCUCGUACAACAGGCGCAUCAGGAGGCGACGACUUCACUGGAUUCGUAUUGUGCACGAGGGGAAGGCUGCGCGUUGGCGCUCCCCGAGGUCAUCACGAACCUCAUGAAGAGCGCCACCUUCACAACCGGCGCAGCCAAGAAGACGCUGCAGAUUAAGGCCAACUACACUGUUCCUGCUCGGAAGUGGAGUCCACAGGCCCAGCCAAAGCCGAAGGACCCGCCCCCGCUCGUAUGCAACGAAAUUCCUCCGACGGACAAUGGACAAAUUGUUUCUCCCGAAGUGAAGCAACGGAUUGGCAUCUUUUCACCACUACAGAAAGAGAUACUGGUGCGCGACGAGAAGAACGACGCCGUGGCUUCUUCUCCUGCCCCUGGUCAUGGAAACAAGUCCAUUCUGGCUCGGCGCAGUAGUGAAAGAGGUUUUGGCGCUGGAGGUCUGCGGUUGCGAUCUAGAAACACGUCGAUCGUUGGAGCGAGAAAAGUGCCACUACAACGAGGGCGCGAGUCGCGACAUCUUUCUGGCUGGUCUCAACGAGAUGGUCAAGGCUAG